Verticillium dahliae VdLs.17 is the source of this 738-nucleotide messenger RNA. RefSeq names its product lysine decarboxylase family. The transcript has 2 exons. Bases 1 to 738 code for a protein of 245 amino acids. The record is from RefSeq and is a predicted model, not a curated record. Gene Ontology annotation, molecular function: hydrolase activity, hydrolyzing N-glycosyl compounds. Gene Ontology annotation, cellular component: cytosol. Gene Ontology annotation, biological process: cytokinin biosynthetic process. Lineage: Eukaryota; Fungi; Ascomycota; Sordariomycetes; Glomerellales; Plectosphaerellaceae.
AUGGCUUCCGGCGGCCCCUCCCCCCUCCCGUCCUUCCCCGCCUCCCGCUCCGGCACGCCCUCGUCCGCCACGGCCAACGGCACCAAGAGGACCAAGAUUUGCGUCUACUGCGGUGCCUCGGCCGGCCUGAAGCCCACCCACAUGGAGGCCGCGCGCGCGCUGGCCAAGAUCAUGGCCGAGAACAACAUUGACCUGGUCUACGGCGGCGGCACAGUCGGCCUCAUGGGCGAGGUGGCCAAGUCGCUCGUGGCGCUCGCAGGCCCCGACGCGGUCCACGGCAUCAUCCCCGAGGCCCUCGUGCGCUUCGAGCGCGACGACACGUACCAGUCGGUCAACGGCGACAACAUGCGCAUCCCCGAGGAGGCCGUCUACGGGCGCACGACGGUCGUCAAGGACAUGCACACGCGCAAGCACAUGAUGGCCCAGGAGGUCUUCGCCGGCGGGCCCGGCUCGGGCUUCCUCGCCCUCGCCGGCGGCUACGGCACCAUUGAGGAGGUGCUCGAGACGGCGACCUGGAACCAGCUCGGCAUCCACGACCGCGGCAUCUGCCUGCUCAACAUUGACGGCUUCUACGACGGCAUCCUCGCCUGGAUCCGCCGCGCCGUCGACGAGGGCUUCAUCCGCGGCGGCAACGCCGACAUCCUCGUGACGGCGCCCGAUCCCGCCAGUGCCGUCAAAGCCCUCGCCGAGUACAAGGCGCCCUCGUCGACGUUUAAGCUCGAGUGGAACAAGACGUGA